Molecule: messenger RNA, 1944 nt
Organism: Peronospora farinosa
Lineage: Eukaryota; Oomycota; Peronosporomycetes; Peronosporales; Peronosporaceae
Source: the annotation of a GenBank genome assembly
AUGUUACCUGACGACUCUAAGCCAUUCCACGUCGUGUGUGACGCGAGCAAUUUCGCUAUAGGAUGUGCCCUCAUGCAAUUUGAUGACGAGGGUCGAGAGCGCGUCGUGAGUUAUCAAUCACGACAGAUGAAACCUGCCGAGAAAAAUUAUCCGAUCGCUGAAUCUUACGCGAAUGAUUCCUUCUAUGCAGGAAUCAUCAACUAUCUCAGGGACCCGAGCGAAAAAUUACUCGCGAAGUUGACGAAACCAACACGCGACAACAUCAAGCGUUACGCGCUUGACGGUCCGUUGCUGACGUACACGAUGGAUGUCUUUAAUUCCCCGCGUGUCGUCAUCCCUGCUGAUGACGACCUUCGAGCCCGAUUGGUUCAUGAGUUUCCCGACAGCCCAGCUGGCGGAUACCUGGGUCGCGAGAAAACGUUUGCGGCUAUUUCUCGCGUAUUUUUCUGGCCUCGAAUGUAUAAGUACAUCCAGAAAUGGGUGCGCUCCUGUGAAACCUGUCAGCGUGUGAAGCCCGCGCCGUCUUCACAAGCCCCAUUGCGUCCGCUUCCGAUUGCUACGGAAGCCUGGCGCUCGGUCAGCAUGGAUUUUAUCUUUGGCCUUCCACCGGAUGAACAGAAACGCACGGGCGUAUUGGUUUUAGUGUAUCGAUUCAGCAAAAAGGUGCAUUUUUCUCCGGUCUCCGCCCACAUUACGGCAGGGACGACAGCGAAGAUCUUCAUUGAUCUUAUCUUUAGGCAUCACGGCUUGCCAGAAUCUAUUCUUUCGGACCGUGACCCGCGUUUCACUUCGGCUUUCUGGGCCGAAUUGUUCCAGCUAUUAGUCACGCGGUUGCUUAUGUAUACGGCGGCCCAUCCAGAGACGGAUGGGCAAACGGAGCAGUUUGCAAUCAACAAUGCUGUCCACGCGUCAACCGGGUUGACCCCCUUUUUCGUUAACAACGCGAGGCAUCCUCGCGUUCCGGCGCUGCUUGCUCUCUCAGCUUCAGAACACCCUGUUUCCAAGCUUGGUGGGGGAGUAUCUACGGAUGGAAUUGCGCCGAAACUAUUGAUGAUUGAUUACGAUGCGCAUAAGGUUGCUGCCGAUGCACCUAAUACUGGUAAUUUCGUGGACAACGGCAAAUCGACUCCUGACGCGAUGCUUUCCAUCGCGUCUUCCGUUGCCAAUUUUGCUCCAAAAGAGAAUACAUCGCCUGUGCAUGGUGACGCUUACACGCUAGACAUACCUACAUCUAUGCGUUUGCACCCGACGUUCUACGUCGGGCGCCUCAAGGCUUACCUGCCGGCGGAUCUCCCUUCGAAUCUUCCCCGCUCUUCUGCGGCGGCUCGAAAUCCGACAUCCCUUGACGACGACGUUGACGACGACUGGGACCAAGUCCUGCCCGAGCGCCGUGAAGUAGACGCAGCUCAUUAUUCGACUGCACAGGAGCCCGAUUACGAGAAUCGGUGCCCAUCGCCAGAGGUCUUCCGUCGUGAUGCUCCUCCUCCCUUAGUGGAUGCAUCGGGUGUGCGACGCUGGAUUGUCGACCGAAUUGUCGAUCACGAGGAUCAUAAGUUUUAUGCGCCGAGUAAUGACUCGGCGCCCAUGAAGAAGCGUGUCGAGAAGCAUUACAGGGUUCGCUGGUUGGGAUAUUCCCCGGCGGACGAUACAUGGGAGCCAUCGAGUACGCUGUUCCAAGAUGUACUAGACGUGGUCGAGGAUUAUGAGUCGCGUAGGAAGACGGCUAUUGCGAGUGAUGCUGCCGAUUCCAUCCCCAAUCUCGCGAGCCGUGAUGCUCGCGAGCAACAGAACUUUGACGACGACUCCCCGAGCGAUUCUGAGAUCUAUUAUGAGGCUCGAGAAAACUUGGAUGGCAUUUGCGACUAUGUGGGUUGCCAUAGCGAAUCGAAUAUGGCGGACGUGGGGAUCGAACCAGCGACAUCAAGAUCAAGAACUCAGUGGUAA